Drosophila takahashii is the source of this 742-nucleotide messenger RNA. Its product is annotated as probable G-protein coupled receptor Mth-like 7. The record is from RefSeq and is a predicted model, not a curated record. Gene Ontology annotation, molecular function: transmembrane signaling receptor activity. Gene Ontology annotation, biological process: cell surface receptor signaling pathway. Lineage: Eukaryota; Metazoa; Arthropoda; Insecta; Diptera; Drosophilidae. Gene Ontology annotation, cellular component: membrane.
GCUCGGCAAAUGAAUAAUCUGUACGCUACUCAGUAUUUUUUCCAUGUCACUUAUCGACAUACUAAACUAUUUAAAUUUAUUGGACGAUAUUUGCUCCCUAAAAGGCUACAGUCAUUACUUCUUCGGCAUGUCUAUUUAUCUCUGGUUCACAGUCAUGAGUUUCCACAUGUGGAAAACGUUUAAGUCUGCAAUUUGUGAAGUUCCUGGUUAUAACUUUCUUACCUACAGUUUCUUUGUCUGGGGCACUGCAGGUGUUUCUACUGGAGUCAUCUAUUUGGUAAAUCAAGUUUGGAAAAAUGAAGUUAUUGCCAUUAAUUGGAUACCCGUAGUUGGUUUUACUAAAUGCUAUGUAGAAAAUAAUACGUGUUCAUCUUGGAUCUAUUUGCAUGGACCAAAACUCAUACUAAGCUCCUUCAAUCUUAUUUUGUUUAUCCUGACGGCUGUUCACAUUCAGAAAGUAAAAAGCGAACUGAAGAGGUUUAAGCAACGACAGGUUGAAAGCCCGAUCUGUCUCCAAUUCGACAUCCUGACUUACCUACAGUUUCUGCGGCUCUCUGCCAUAAUGGGCGUAUUUUAUAUAGGUUCUUUUGGCGGUUUUCUCUCUACUGACAAUAUGUGGUACCCAGUCAUUACGGUUGCCUACUAUGUACAUCAAAGUUUUGGUAUUUUCGUUUUUGUGCUACUUGUGCUUAAGCGAAGCACCUUUAAGAUGAUUAUGGACAGAUAUCGCGAAAGAAACUAG